AUGGCCAAGAUUCUCAAGCCAGUCACGCACGAGACGGGGGCGUCUGAUCCUAUCAUCACAAACAUCGUCAAGGAGGACAGGGUGCCAUGGUAUCGCAAGCCCAACUUGCGCUACCUCUAUCUGAUGCUCUUCCCGACGUGCAUGGGCAUCGAAUUGACUUCCGGGUUCGACUCGCAACUGAUCAAUGCUCUUCAAAUUGUCCCGUCGUGGGUCGAUUAUUUCGGCGAUCCACAAGGCUCCCUGAAGGGCAUCAUAGCAGCUGCCUACUCUCUCGGCGCCAUUCUCUCAUUACCUUUCAUUCCAAUAGUGAAUGACAGGUUCGGUAGAAGAUGGUCGAUUUGCGGAGGAUCGGUCAUCAUGAUCAUCGGUGCGGUGGUUCAAGGAGCAUCUCAGCACGUCGCCAUGUACAUUGUCGCCCGCAUGAUCCUCGGCUUUGGAAUCCCGACCUGCAUCGUGUCUGGGUCCUCCUUGAUCGGUGAACUCGGCUAUCCCAAGGAACGUCCUGUGCUUACAUCCCUCUUCAACGUCGCCUAUUUCGUGGGUCAAAUUACAGCAGCUGGGAUCACGUUCGGCACCAACAGUAUCGCAAGCAAUUGGGCAUGGCGGAUCCCGUCUCUCCUGCAGAUGGCACCGUCAAUGAUCCAGAUUUCCUUUGUGUUCUUCCUUCCGGAGAGCCCCAGAUGGUUGAUCACCAAGGACCGUAGCGAUGAAGCCUACGACAUCCUAGUCCACUACCAUGCCGAAGGCGAUAGCCAAUCCGAGUUUGUCCGUGCAGAAAUGACCCAGAUCCGCACCACAAUCCAGCUCGAGCGCGAAGCAUCCAAAGACUCGUGGUUCUCGCUUCUCCAAGCCGCCGGCAUGCGACGCCGCGCCUUGAUCACCAUGUUCCUUGGCUUGUUCACGCAGUGGAGUGGUAACACGUUAAUUAGUUACUACCUUGGCGACCUGCUGGCCAUGAUCGGGCACACCGAUUCCGUCUUCAAGCAGAAAGUCAACCUCGGCAACUCCUGCUGGUCGCUGGUUUCUGCUCUCACCAUGGCACUGAUCGUCACGCGCUUCAAGCGCCGGACCAUGUACAUGGUGUGCACGAUCAGCUUGUUGGUCGUGUACAUCUGCUGGACGGUCACGAUGCAACAGUCUAUGAGCGCUCUGGACCAGGACAAGAAGAACAAUGCCGCCGGCGCGGCCACCAUCUUCUUCAUCUUCCUGUACUCGCCGGCGUACAAUCUGGGAUACAACGCGCUCACCUAUACCUACUUAGUCGAGCUGUGGCCUUACGCGCACAGAUCACGAGGUAUAACCUUUUUCCAGUUCUUUGGUCGUGGAGCCAAUUUCUUCACGACUUUCGUCAAUCCGAUCGGCCUGGACAAUAUCGGCUGGAAGUGGUUGAUCACAUACUGUUGCUGGCUCGCGUUCGAGAUCUGUUUCGUGUGGUUCUUGUUUCCCGAGACCGCCAACCGAACCCUGGAAGAGUUGGCUUUCUUGUUCGAAGACAAAGCCCUGGCGGAUCAGGCUGUACAUGCGGUUGAGAAGACCAUCCAUCACGAAGAUAUGGGCCACGAGCCCGAGCCAAAACCGGUCCAGGCUGGUCAAGCAAAAUUGGUCGAGGAAGUGUCAAAAGAUCAGGCUUAG
Exophiala xenobiotica is the source of this 1632-nucleotide messenger RNA. RefSeq lists its product as uncharacterized. Lineage: Eukaryota; Fungi; Ascomycota; Eurotiomycetes; Chaetothyriales; Herpotrichiellaceae. Gene Ontology annotation, cellular component: membrane. The transcript has 5 exons. The record is from RefSeq and is a predicted model, not a curated record. Gene Ontology annotation, molecular function: carbohydrate:proton symporter activity. Gene Ontology annotation, biological process: carbohydrate transport; transmembrane transport. Bases 1 to 1632 code for a protein of 543 amino acids.